UAAUAAUAACUACACUUUCAUAUUCAGGCAAGUUUACCUAAAAAUGUAUCUUGCCAUUCAAAAGAUGUCAUUGAAACAAUAGCCCCAACAAAUUAAUAGUGCCAACAGUUUUAGAGAAGCGGCUGUGUGUGUUUCUCCUCACUUCGAUGUAGUGGGCCUCUCGAUUUGACCGAAACAAAACACGUCAGCGCCGGAGAGCUUCGUUUCCUCUUUGCCGCAGAAUCCGCCGCCGAUAAAAACAAUUCUGAAGAGCAACGAAUCUGAAGAACAUACACACACACACCGACACGGUGAGAUAAGUGAUAGAACGAACAAUAGCCCCAACAAAUAAGAAGCCGCCACAGGCACUCGUCAGCAAUUUAAGAACAGAACGAAAACAAAACCGAAUUCGAAAUGGCCCAAACAAACGUUGAUAUGGGCGGGCACAUGCAGGUGCCGCCGCAGGAAGGUGGUGGCAGGUUCGCCUUUGAUCUGAACAGCCUGCCCAAGCUGCAAAGCUUGCCCUCUCCGCUGGAGCUUAUCCAAUUGGUCCGCAGCUCCAUGCGCCCCUGGACAGUCUUCUUCAACGUGAACAACUUUAAGACGGCCGUCAGCAUGCAGCGGUUGACCGGCCGCGUGAAGCGCAAUCUCUCCUAUUUCCAGAGCAAUUACAUAUUCGUAUUUAUUGUGCUGAUGAUCUACUGCCUCAUUACAUCGCCGCUUAUAUUGCUGGUGUUGGCAGGUGCCGCCCUCUUGUGCCACAGGCUGCGUUCUCGCAAUACAAACAUCACCGUGAUGGGCAGCCAGUUGACGCCACGUCAACAGAUCAUUGCCGUGAAUCUGGCGGCGACGCCGUUGCUCUUUCUGGUGGGCGCGGGCGCAGUACUAUUCUGGACACUGGGGGCCUCCUGCUUUGUCAUAGCCACUCACGCGAUAUUCUACAACAUCGACGCUAUUGUGACGGAGGAGAACGAAGGCUUUUUAGCCGAAGUUGUCUGACCUCCAACCACACCACAUGUAUCUUGAGAGAAUUUUUCGACACACCGAAGCAAAGAAUUUGCCGCAAAGGGGCCUAUUAGUGGAUAAUCUGCAAUAUACGAUACACACACACACACACACACAAAACACGUAUUUAUAACGAAUUCUAGUUAAGUUUUCUUAGUCUAACCAUCGUUGACUAACAAUAAAAAACACACUAACAAACA
Molecule: messenger RNA, 1184 nt
Organism: Drosophila obscura
Lineage: Eukaryota; Metazoa; Arthropoda; Insecta; Diptera; Drosophilidae
Product: prenylated Rab acceptor protein 1
Exons: 3
Coding region: 394-978 (194 amino acids)
Cellular component (GO): Golgi apparatus
Source: RefSeq, a predicted model, not a curated record